Messenger RNA from Python bivittatus (Burmese python), 943 nucleotides. Lineage: Eukaryota; Metazoa; Chordata; Lepidosauria; Squamata; Pythonidae. The record is from RefSeq and is a predicted model, not a curated record.
GUUCCUUCUCUUCUUGUUCACCCACAUGCCCCCUGUUUAUCCAGUGGACCAGAAGGCUUUGGAGGACUAUGUGAACCUUCCUGACUCUCACUACAGUUAUACCCUUGUGACAGAAGAGGAACACUCUGCUGCCACUGUCUAUACCAUCAAUAUGACCUCACUGAAGUGGCUGGAUGAUUCUGAAGUGGAUAAAACAAUUUGGUGGCAUAUGGUGACAAUUGCUGUGCCCAAAGUAUUUAUUAAUGACCCAACCACUUCAUUGGACUGGCUCAUGCAAUUCCCAAUGGUCAAGGCCACUGUGCGAGCCAUAGACACGGUCACAGAUUUCUUGCUGAAACAGACUGGUGAAGAUGUUCAAAUCACUGAAUUUAUGCUUGUGGGCUCAUCUAAGCGUGGAUGGAUCGCUUGGCUGACUGCAGCCAUUGACAAGCGUGUGGUGUCAUUUGUCUCAGUCGUUAUGGACUUCCUGAAUUUUGUUGAGAAUUUCCAUCACCAGUACAGAUCAUACUGUGGCUGGAGUUUUGCACUGGCACCUUUCUACCUGUUCAAUGUGACUCGACAGAUUGAUGAUCCCCGUUUUGAACUCAUGGCUUCAAAUGUGGACCCUUUGAAAUACAAUGAGCAGUAUGCAAACAAAACAAAGUACCUACUUGUGGCAUCAGGAGAUGAAAUCUGCCAGCCUGACAAUUCCAAUUAUUAUUUUAAUCAGCUAAAAGGAAAGAAAUAUCUUCGGAUAGAUUUCCGGAUGCACGUGUUAUCUGGACAAGAAGCUAAAAGGAAUCCUAUUAAAUGGAAUCGUGUUAAGGUGAACAAAGUGGCUACAUAUUCCAGCUUUGCGGAUUCAGAUGAAACAUUUAUGAUAACAUCUGAGCUUCACAUAAUCCCAGAAACAUUUCCAUGUGAGGACUGCGCUGGAGAAGCGUGCUAUGGCAAACUGGUCUGA